Phragmites australis (common reed) is the source of this 1221-nucleotide messenger RNA. Its product is annotated as glucomannan 4-beta-mannosyltransferase 1-like. NCBI's taxonomy places the organism in Eukaryota, Viridiplantae, Streptophyta, Magnoliopsida, Poales, Poaceae. The record is from RefSeq and is a predicted model, not a curated record. Gene Ontology annotation, molecular function: mannan synthase activity. Gene Ontology annotation, cellular component: Golgi apparatus.
AUGACUCCACGGAUCCGGCCAAGAGAGCUUGUUGAGGUUGAGUGCGCGCGCUGGGCGGGCAAGGGCGUGCGCAUCCAGUACGAGAACCGCAGCAACCGCAACGGGUACAAGGCCGGCGCCAUGCGCGAGGGCCUCAAGAAGCACUACGCCAAGGAGUGCGAGUUCGUGGCCAUCUUCGACGCCGACUUCCAGCCCGACGCCGACUUCCUCCGCCGCACCGUGCCGCUGCUGCAGCGCGACCCCGGGGUGGCGCUGGUGCAGGCCCGCUGGCGCUUCGUCAACGCCGACGACUGCAUCCUCACGCGCAUCCAGGAGAUGUCCCUCAACUACCACUUCGCCGUGGAGCAGGAGGUGGGCUCCGCUUGCCAUGCCUUCUUCGGCUUCAAUGGCACCGCCGGCGUGUGGCGAAUCGCCGCGCUGGCGGACGCGGGCGGCUGGAAGGAGCGCACCACCGUCGAGGACAUGGACCUGGCCGUGCGCGCCAGCCUCCGCGGGUGGCACUUCGUCUACACCGGCGACCUGGCCGUGCGCAACGAGCUGCCCAGCACCUUCAGGGCGUACCGCUACCAGCAGCACCGGUGGUCGUGCGGUCCCGCCAACCUGCUCCGCAAGGUGCUCCCGGAGAUCCUGCGCAGCGAACGGGUGUCGCCGUGGAAGAAGCUGCACCUCAUCUACGCCUUCUUCGUCGUCAGGAAGGUGGUGGCGCACCUCGUCACCUUCCUCUUCUAUUGCGUCGUCAUCCCGGCCUGCGUGCUCGUGCAGGGCGACGUGCGCGUGCCCAAGUACGUGGCCAUGUACGUGCCGGCCGUCAUCACGCUGCUCAACGCCGCCUGCACGCCCAGGUCCUGGCACCUGCUCAUCUUCUGGAUCCUCUUCGAGAACGUCAUGUCCAUGCACCGCUCCAAGGCCGCCGUCAUCGGCCUGCUCGAGGCCAGCCGCGCCAACGAGUGGGUCGUCACCGACAAGCUCGGCAACGGCAAGGCUACCGCUCCACCUCCAACGAGGAAGAAGAAGAAGCAGCAGCCGCCGCCGGCGAGAAAGAGGCUAUGCAGCCGGGAGGUGCAUGUUCUGGAGCUCGUGAUGGGGGCGUGCCUGCUCUACUGCGCCGUCUACGACAUGGUCUUCUUCGGCCGAGACCACUUCUACAUCUACCUGCUCCUGCAGUCCGCGGCGGCCUUCGUCGUCGGCUUCGGUUACGUCGGCGCAUUCGUGCCCUCCUGA